GGACACUGCAGACCAUCCUAGAUCAACACUUCCAGAAGACUCUCCCCUGACCUUCAGCAGAGCAGAUCACUUCUCUCACUGUCUGUUUACAGAUGUUUACUGACAGACAAGUAAUAUCUUCAAAUUUCUGUUUCUUUUUGUCCUCUGUCAACGUGUGAGUUUUUCAACACUUGCCUGAUUAUAUGCUGUUUUAAGCAUGCAUCGCUCAGACUGGAUGAUGUGGCCGAAGGAGGCUCAGAGGAGAGAGGAGAAGAGGGCUGAGGCACGGCUGGCUGAGGGCUUGCAGAGACUUGAUGAGGCCAAACAUUACCAUCUCAACACACUGAGCCGAGAGCAGCGCACUCUACACCGUCACCUCCUGGCCAUCAAGACAGGGAACCGGUGGAGAGGAUUACAUGCUAUGGGAUCACGACCCACCAAUCGUGACCUCAGCCACCCUGCUGUGUCCUUUCAGAAGACCCUGUUACCCAUAAUCCCUCCUACAGGCAGGGAUCUGGACAGAUACAGGCCAGCGAAGCCUCAGUCCAGCUGCUCUCUCCAGGCUCGUGUUCAGGAGUAUCCACUCUGUCUACCUGAACUCAAACUCCAGCCCCCCCACACACUGUCCCCAGCUGCUCCUGAGAGAGAGAGCAGGGAAAGAGACACACACAGGAACAGAGUGAGGGAGGGUCAAAGUUCAAUGUGGGAAACGGCAAAAGACAGGCCAAAAGACAGUCAGAAAGUAAGGGAACAGGCAAUGGUGUUAAAGAAAGCAGACAAGGACAGUGAAAAAGCAGAAGAAAUUGAUGAAGCCACGCCCCCAUCUUCCCCCAUCUCUGAGACCCUCUGUGCUGAUGGUCGGUUGAGGACUGUUCACGUUCUGCCUAAUUUUGCUCAGACCCUUGCUGAGGCACGCAAAGCCAGAUACAUUAGACACCGCGGCCGACCGCCACAGGAAAGAGAGCUGAGCAUUAAAGAGAUAUUCCCAAAAAACUCCAGAGACACAUUCAGCAAACACUGAUUAUAACACACAACCCAACAUUAAUCAGGCCUUUUUAAGUUUUUUUUUGUUAUUUGUUUUGUAAAUACCAUAUACAGUACAUAAGAUUCUCCAUCACACUGUUUCACACAAGCAGCAUCAGAUAGAAACCCUGCAGCAUGCUCUAACGUUUACUAAAAUGUCAUAUGAUAGAGUACUAAACUUAAUUUCCAAUAACAUUUUCUCGCAUAAUGCAUUCUAGAUGUUUAAAUUGUUAACUAUCUGGUAAAACCCAGUUAAUUCCCAACAGUGUUAGAGUUUAAAUUAGCACAUAUAUUUACUUUAAGUAAAUGUUAUUGAUAGUUAGAUUCAACUUUCAGAAAUUUAAUGAAAUGCAAUCCAAAUAAACUGUUAGCAAAUGUUCUAGUAAAAGUUUUUCUAUGCUGUAACCUUCAGACAGUUUCAAUAUAUUGGUGGUAUACAGCAGGAGAAAGGAGUUGGGGAGGGUGAUAAAUAACUCUGAAGUAUUUGACCAAGAUUAGCUAUAUGUUUGCACAAGCAAUCAGAACAUCUCUGCUACAAAAGAAUUAAAAACUUUUUUACUGCACCUGUGUUUAAUCACAACUGUGCAAAAUGUGUGUAAACAUUACAACUAACACCAUAGAUGGGAUUAAUGUAACAGGCAAGGUGCUAGUUGUAACGUUUGUCUAUUAAACUGACCCAGAAUUUAACACAGUUAAUAAAAUGCAAUUCUAUACUGUUUGAAUCAGGUUUGAAACAUGUUUUCCAGCAUAAAUAAAUUUUUUAAAAAGCUGCAUCUAAAUAAUUAUGCUUAGUAAAACUACUCUUUGCACUGGGGCUGUGAGAGUAAAAUAUCCUCUUUGCCCCUGCACAAGUACCAGUAUAAUGAAACUGGGUUGCGAUCUUCUUUACUAGAUGAUAUGUGUGGGAAAAAAGAGAGAAACAGAGAAUGAAUAAGAAUAAUCCCACCAGCAGUGCCUAUGAAUAGUGCAGCUGUUUAGAUAUCCUAGCAACAACAAAACAGUACAUUACAAGACUGUAGAUAUGAGUGUUCAUAAUUAACACAAUGUGGAUAAUGUAUUACUCUGAGAACUGAGGUUACUAACUUUAGCAGCUGUCAGCACGUUGCAAUGCAGCACCUUGUGUACAGUGACAGUAAUAAGCAUAAUUUCUUCUUCAGAUUAAAGAGAUUUAAAACAUUUUUGUCAUUUGUUAUACAUUGAAUACUAAGGUUUUCCCUUGUGUUAAAUUGCCAUAUUAGAUUUUGUGUAACAGC
Molecule: messenger RNA, 2255 nt
Organism: Astyanax mexicanus (Mexican tetra)
Lineage: Eukaryota; Metazoa; Chordata; Actinopteri; Characiformes; Acestrorhamphidae
Source: RefSeq, a predicted model, not a curated record